AUGACGCAGAGCUACGGGCAAGAGAAAGAGCGACCCACGUGCCCCCACGACGGCCCGCCCAACCGCUUUGGCAUCAAGCCGGGGUAUCGGUGGGACGGAGUUGUGCGGGGCAACGGGUUCGAAGAGGAGCGCUUAAAGGCGAUGAACCGGCGCAAGUGGGAGGCGCAGGAGGCGCACAUGAACAACACCGCAGAUAUGUGA
Messenger RNA from Eimeria maxima, 201 nucleotides. RefSeq lists its product as hypothetical. The coding region runs from base 1 to 201 and encodes 66 amino acids. Gene Ontology annotation, cellular component: U2-type spliceosomal complex; RES complex. The transcript is spliced from 3 exons. The record is from RefSeq and is a predicted model, not a curated record. Gene Ontology annotation, biological process: mRNA splicing, via spliceosome. Gene Ontology annotation, molecular function: RNA binding. Lineage: Eukaryota; Apicomplexa; Conoidasida; Eucoccidiorida; Eimeriidae.